GAGCUGCCGGAUUUUUCAUUAUCAUGUACAGCAGCUAAAGAAGUUAUUGUAAUAUAUACACCCUGCUUUCUACAUAAAUAAAAAGGGCUAUAUGCUCCAAACAAUAAUUGUAUUUCAUCUGACUGUUCACAGUGAAAGUCUCAGCCUGUUGUAUCUGUGGAGCAUUUUCUUGAAAAGUUUCAAACUCUGUUGAAGAGGAAACAAGCACAGUAUGGAAGGAAGGAUGACUGCUCACAAUAUGACAGGGAUCAGCUACCCGAGUAAGAACUUGGCUUUCAACUCCACAGAAGAAAUUGAAGCCUUCAUAGCUUCUCAAAACAUCAUAUCAAGACUUAUGCACUGUUACAUCGCCUUUUUUGUACCAUCAGGAUUAAUAGCUGGCAUAUGUAUUUUGAUCAUUUUCAUAAAGAAUUAUUUGCAGUACAAAGUCAUAGAAAACUUAGACUUGCUUCUUCUACACUUCACCAUCAGCAACAUUAUAAUGAUUUUUUUAUCAUUUACUGUCAUUACAAGACCUGACUAUUUAAAUGCAACCCACCUCGCAUGUAACGUACUGUCAUUUUUUUUCAACUUCGGUUAUUUCAAUUCUCAGUAUGCUUUCAUUUUGACGCUACUCACACUAUUACUCAAGAGUUUUCCACCAACAACUGCUCUCAGCAAAGCAACCCAAAGACCCAUAUUGUGUGUUGGAUUUGUACUUAUAUGCGCCUUCUGUUUGUCACUGACCGCAGCAGUACUGGUCGGGGCAGAUAACUAUCACUUGGACACAGACUGCCAGUUAGAUCCAUUAUUUGCACGGCCUGAAUAUGAGAUUGUUAAAUUCACCUUUGGAUUUGGAAUCCCAUCAUUUCUUCAGAUACUCUGUUUCAUUGUUCUCUUUGCUAAAGAAGCACCUGCCUUAAAACAGCACAUUCGUACUUACCCUGCUGUGUAUAUUAUAAGCACAUCAAUAUUUAUAUGCCGCCUAUUUUAUAACGUUAUGAUUCUCUUCAGGACAACAUUCAAAUUACAGAAGAGCAUUGGAACUCCAAAGAAUGAGCUUGUGAUGAAUAUUGCAGAAAUAGUGUUGUUCUGCGAGAGCUGUGCUAGUUUGGUAUUUAUACUCUGUUUUCAUAAACCAUGCAAGGAUGAACUACUUAAAGUCAUACAGAACUGCCGAAGGAAAAACACUGCCAACAGUCACCUAGAAAUACCUACAACCCACGAAAGUGGGUCUCAGUAAUACUUGCUGUUCUGAAUAACUGUCCAUCCACUUUACUUUUUUGUUUGAGGGUUUUUAACUUCUUCAAAAAAAGGAUAAUUGUUCCUUCUUUAGAACCCAAACUUGGAGUAUCUUACAGCUAGCAGUACUGGAAGGAAAAAAAAAAAAAAAAGAUACUUAGUUCUAGUGUUUGCAGUGAUCUAUGAGAAAACAUGUAGGGUCUGGAGUUGUUGGGGUUGGGGUUUUCUUAUUUUUUUUUUUAAUUGCCUAUUUUCUGCA
Egretta garzetta (little egret) is the source of this 1480-nucleotide messenger RNA. RefSeq lists its product as uncharacterized. NCBI's taxonomy places the organism in Eukaryota, Metazoa, Chordata, Aves, Pelecaniformes, Ardeidae. The transcript is spliced from 2 exons. The record is from RefSeq and is a predicted model, not a curated record. The coding region runs from base 212 to 1222 and encodes 336 amino acids.